Molecule: messenger RNA, 238 nt
Organism: Racocetra persica
Lineage: Eukaryota; Fungi; Glomeromycota; Glomeromycetes; Diversisporales; Gigasporaceae
Source: the annotation of a GenBank genome assembly
AUGGCUGAUGAAAGCACACGAGGAGAAAUGAAAGUAUUAAUUAUUUGCCUUUUAUAUUGGAAUAAUAUUAAAGCAAAAGUGGCAAUUACUAUAGCAAAAGUAAUUGAUAUAACAUAUUAUAAUACUGAAACAAUAUCAACUACUAUAUUUGAAACGUGUAAACAAAAAAAUAUUGAUCCUCAAAAAUAUUAUUUUUGGUUAACGGAUAACAUAGUCUAUAUGUCUUCAAAAACUAAUA